Cornus florida is the source of this 1885-nucleotide messenger RNA. RefSeq lists its product as uncharacterized. Bases 209 to 1663 code for a protein of 484 amino acids. The record is from RefSeq and is a predicted model, not a curated record. The transcript has a single exon. Lineage: Eukaryota; Viridiplantae; Streptophyta; Magnoliopsida; Cornales; Cornaceae.
AUCAAAGUAGGUGCCUCAGAAAUUGGUGAUGUUACACUUCAAUCUCAAUCUCUUUAGUACUUGUGAUUCAGGCAACUUUUAUUAUUAGGUUUUGUUCUUGUAAUCUAUAUUUUGAUCCCUUAUAUAAUGUGAAAAACAGCGUAUAAUGAUACUUUUUACUCAAUUGGGUCCUCAUGAUUUUGGUUAUUGAACUAGUUUUUUUAGGUUAAUGGAAACUAGUAAUGGUUUAUCUGGUGGAUUGUUUUCAAAUAUGGGUUCUGGAAUGUUAGAGCUAGAAAUGUCACUACACCCACACCAACCCCAAUCCCAAUCCCAAUCCCAACCCCAACAAAACCCUCACCAUUUGCAAUCACACCAACACCUCCCAAUUGUUGGCUUUGGCCACCAUGAGGCUGAUCAAAACCCACAAUCUCAGAGACCUGUGAAACAAGCCUACCCAUAUGCCCCAAAAUCCAAAUCCCAGUUGACACUUAGUGAUGAGGAUGAGCCUGGACUCACCGCUGAGGACAGUGCUGGUGAUGGGAGUAGGAAAGUGUCUCCAUGGCAGAGAAUGAAAUGGACCGAUAACAUGGUUAGGUUGUUGAUAAUGGUGGUGUUUUAUAUUGGGGAUGAAGCCGGGUCCGAAGGGAACGAUCCGGCCGGGAAGAAGAAGGGCGGUGGGUUGUUGCAGAAGAAGGGGAAGUGGAAAUCCGUGUCGAGGGCUAUGAUGGAGAGAGGGUUUUAUGUGUCUCCACAGCAAUGUGAGGACAAGUUCAAUGAUUUGAACAAGAGGUACAAGAGGGUUAAUGAUAUAUUAGGGAAAGGAACAGCUUGUCAAGUUGUUGAGAACCAGAGCUUGCUCGAAACCAUGGACCAUUUAACGCCGAAAAGGAGGGAAGAAGUUAGGAAAUUACUCAAUUCCAAGCACUUGUUUUUCAGGGAAAUGUGUGCUUAUCAUAAUAGCUGCGGUGGUGGUGGUUCGGGUGCCCACCGUUCACCAGAAGUGGCAGCUGAGCCAUCUCACGUUCAGCAGCAGCCACAGCAGCAGCGGUGUUUUCACUCGACAGAGAAUGCCCCAAUUGCGGCUAAUUUGGUUAGGGCAGAGUCAGAGGGACUGAAAAUGGUGAAAGUGGGAAGCGAAGAGGAGGAUGAUGACGAGGAGGAUGACAAUGAUGACGAUGAUGAGGAAGAGGAAGACGAGGUGGUGGAAGGUGGUCUGAGAAGCCAUGAGCACGGCCAUGAGGAGGACGAUGAGGAUGAAAGGUGCUCGAAGAAAAGGGCGAGAAAGGGAGUGUCUCUCUCGCUUUCCCCCUCGCCCUCACCCUCGCAAUUGAUUCAACAAUUGAGCUCUGAAAUGAUGAGUGUGGUUCAAGAUGGGACUAAAAGUCCUUGGGAGAAAAGGCAGUGGAUGAAGGUGAGGUUGAUGCAAUUGGAGGAGCAACGGGUUGGGUACCAAUGUGAAGCGUUUGAACUCGAGAAGCAGAGGUUGAAAUGGGUGAAGUUUAGCAGCAAGAAGGAGAGGGAGAUGGAGAGAGACAAGCUUAAAAACGAGAGAAUGAAGCUUGAGAAUGAGAGGAUGGUCCUCCUCCUUCGCCAGAAAGAGCUCGACUUGAUUGAUCUUCAACAACAGCAACAACAAAAUUGUACCCACAAGAGGAGUGACCCAUCUUCCAUCAACGGAUGAAUUGUAUAGUAGAUUAGAUACAUUAGACAUAUUUAUAUAUGGUUGGUUGUUCUUCUUCCAAAUUUUGUUCAUGUCUUCAUGUAAUUCAGUCUUGGGCUUGCCCUUUCAAUUCUUUCUCUUCUUCUGCUUUGCUUCUUGUAGAUUGGUAUUGUAUGAUGCACAAGUCAGGCUUCUUUUUAUUAUUUUCUAUGUAAGUUCUUGAAAGCUAAAUUUUUGUUGGCA